GGACCCCGUCAGGACUUUCGCCGGGAAUCUGGUGGACAGUAUGGCGCUGCAAGCGGCCCUAUGGUACUUCCGCCGGCGGGCCAGGGAGGUCGCGCACCCGAAUCCCGACUUCCACCUUCCCAAGAACAGAAAUCUGAGUAGCGACGAGCUCUUCUUCUACUCCUUUGGCGAGUACAUGUGCGAGGUGCUUAAGCCGGCCGCCCACAACAAGGUUAUCGACUUUGGAUACCUGCCUCCAAACCGCAUCAGGCUAAACACCCUGCUCCGUAACACUCCGGAGUUCGCCGCAGCCUUCAAUUGCCCGUUGACCAGCGAGAUGGUGCUGCCGACGGCUAACUUCUGCGUGGCCUUUCCUCCCAAGGAGCAUUACGUCAUCAGGCCCAUCGAUGCGUACACCACGCCGGGGCCAUCUACCACGCCAUAAGCCUACGAACAUAUCAAG
This is a messenger RNA of Dermacentor silvarum, 442 nucleotides long. Its product is annotated as neprilysin-1-like. Gene Ontology annotation, molecular function: metalloendopeptidase activity. The transcript has 4 exons. NCBI's taxonomy places the organism in Eukaryota, Metazoa, Arthropoda, Arachnida, Ixodida, Ixodidae. The coding region runs from base 41 to 424 and encodes 127 amino acids. Gene Ontology annotation, biological process: protein processing. Gene Ontology annotation, cellular component: plasma membrane. The record is from RefSeq and is a predicted model, not a curated record.